Molecule: messenger RNA, 1040 nt
Organism: Photinus pyralis (common eastern firefly)
Lineage: Eukaryota; Metazoa; Arthropoda; Insecta; Coleoptera; Lampyridae
Product: peptide deformylase, mitochondrial-like
Exons: 3
Coding region: 171-860 (229 amino acids)
Biological process (GO): peptidyl-methionine modification; N-terminal protein amino acid modification
Cellular component (GO): mitochondrion
Molecular function (GO): peptide deformylase activity
Source: RefSeq, a predicted model, not a curated record
GUAUAGCCAUGUACUAUAUGGUCUAAAAUUGUAAACAAAAAAAACAAAGUGCAAUCACUAGUUAAAUCACUUGAAACGAAUACAGCUAUUGUUGAUUGUAUUCUGUGGUCUGAACGGUGUUCUCUAACCUAUAAAACGGGAUCUAGCCAAAGACUUUUUAAGUAUUAAAAAUGAAUUCUAAAUUGCCUUAUACGGUUUCUUUGAAUUUAUAUCGAAAACUGAGUUUUGGAAAAUUUAAAUCAUGGUACUGUGGCUUAGUAAAGAAAGCACCACCAAUUCCUCCAUAUUCACAUAUUAUUCAGACAGGUGAUCCUGCACUAAGAGUAGUUUCGGAACAGGUACCCAAUAAUCUCGUGCAUACUCCCGAAAUAAAAUUCUUAAUGCAAAGAUUAAAAUCAGUGUUUGAAAGAUAUGGUUGUGUUGGUUUAUCUGCGUGCCAAAUUGGAAUUCCGCUACGAAUAAUUAUUGUGGAAUUCAACAAUAAUCAUAUGAAGCAGUACUCCGCAGAAGAAUGUAAGCAUAAAGAAAUACAAGUUCUACCACAAACAAUAUUAGUUAAUCCCGAAUUACGAGUCUUGGAUUACACAAAGAUCACUCAUACAGAGGGAUGCGAGAGUGUCAGAGGAUUUAUUGCAGAUGUGCCUAGGUAUCGUUCAGUGGAAAUUAAAGGUGCCAAUGAAAAUGGAGAGGAAAUUAUCCUGAAUGCAAAUGGGUGGAUUUCGAGAAUUUUUCAACACGAAUUAGACCAUCUUAAUGGAAAACUAUAUACAGACAUAAUGGACCGUAAAACUUUCUCCUGUAGUUGUUGGGAGAUUGUAAAUGAAAAGGGUGGAAAAGUUGAAUUACCAUUUAGUCCAUAAUUUGUGAUAUUAACAAAUGUCUGAGUUACCUACAUUUAUGUUAAUUAUUUAUUAAUCAAAUUAUGUAGAACCAUGUUUCCCUGUGCAGUUCCUUAUUGUUAAUCUAGCUAAAACCUGUUGUCUUCUUGUUAUUUGGAAAUGUGUUUUUUGCACAGAAUCAAUAAAAGAAGAUUAAGAGCA